Messenger RNA from Lachancea fermentati, 483 nucleotides. The record is from the annotation of a GenBank genome assembly. NCBI's taxonomy places the organism in Eukaryota, Fungi, Ascomycota, Saccharomycetes, Saccharomycetales, Saccharomycetaceae.
AUGAGUGGCAAGCCAAUAGCAGUGGCGUUCGUAUGUCUGGGUAAUAUUUGUCGCUCCCCAAUGGCAGAGGCAGUAUUUAGCCAUGUUGUAAAGGAGAAAGGUCUUCAAUCUCAAUUCUCCCGAAUCGAUUCAUUUGGUACUGGGGGUUGGCAUGUUGGACAGCCUCCUGACUCAAGAUCUGCUGAGACUUGUCGAAAACAUGGAGUUCCGGUUAAUCAUCGAGCACAACAAAUAAAAGCUCGUCAUUUUGACGAAUUCAAUUACAUCAUAUGCAUGGACGAGUCCAAUUUGCGUAACUUGAAGAGACUGAAACCCGCUGGAUCGAAAGCAGAAAUUUACUUAUUUGGGCAUUGGAAUACGGAUGGUAAAUUUAGAGAAAUUGUUGAUGAUCCCUACUAUGGUGGUAACGAAGGAUUCGAAUACAAUUUUAAGCAAAUUUCAUACUUCAGUGAGGAAUUCCUAAAGAAUGAACUACAGUUGUGA